Molecule: messenger RNA, 1683 nt
Organism: Cladophialophora carrionii CBS 160.54
Lineage: Eukaryota; Fungi; Ascomycota; Eurotiomycetes; Chaetothyriales; Herpotrichiellaceae
Exons: 1
Coding region: 1-1683 (560 amino acids)
Biological process (GO): regulation of DNA-templated transcription
Molecular function (GO): DNA-binding transcription factor activity, RNA polymerase II-specific; zinc ion binding
Source: RefSeq, a predicted model, not a curated record
AUGGUCGGCGUUCCGCGAAGCAAGGGGUGUCGAAUAUGUGUUCAGCGUCGGGUGAGGUGUGACUUGACGCGCCCGACCUGCAACAAUUGCAAGAAGGGCAAUCGUCCCUGUCCAGGAUACGACUCCGAUCUCAGAAUCCACGACGAAGGCUCGAGGCUCAGGAAGCGCUUCGCUCAGAAGGAUGCGACCGAAGCUCAACUCAGCGUUGAUAGCGAGUCGCCCGCGACAUCGACGAGUCACCACAGUCAGUCCUCGGAAUCCUCUCCAGAAGAAGUGCUAGGGGUAGUCGCCCGCAUCAACACUCCCGACCUAGACGAGCAACUUCAUCAGCACGGCCAAUGGACCCAGGCUGGCACAGACCUUGCCGGCCCCCUGAACGGCGGGUCCAUCAAUCUUGACAUGACCUUCCUUAUGGCGCUCAAUGGCAGUGUCUACUCUCCGUAUCUGGCGCAAGAACAGCUUCUCAGCACCUUCUCGUCCUCCUUGAGCGGUCAUGGGCCACUUCUCCUUCCUCCUCAGAUGCGGAGCCACCAGAACUGGCUCUCCCAACUACCACGCAUGUUCGGUUCGAGACUCCUCGACAGCACCGUUCGAGCUGUUUCGCUGGUCCACCUAGGUCGAGUCCAGCAGUCAGAACUCUUCGUGCAAGAAUCGAGGCGGUUCUACGGCAACGCUCUCCGUCUGCUCAACAAAUCCCUGACCAACGACACAGACGGCAUGUCGACCGAGACGCUGUCUGCAACCAUCCUGCUCUCAUUCUACGAGAUGUUUGCUUCUGACUCGAAUGAUUCAUGGGUACGUCACUCCGGGGGCGCCGGAUUGCUGAUGCGGCUCCGGGGGCCGAAUCGACAUCUAAGCGGCUUGGACCGGGACGUCUAUCUUGCGUAUCGACAUACCAUCAUCAUCGAUGCAUUUAUGCGAGAUGAAGCGUGCUUUUUGGCCGAGCCACAGUGGCUUGAGAUGGCUGAGAAGAUCCACAACGAUCUGCGAGCCUCGGGCAUCACUGACGAGCGGCUCGAAAUCUUUGAACUAGCCGAAGAAUUCUACCUGGAACAUGUGCAAAUCCCCACGACGCUCAGGGAUGCCAGGCAUUUGGACGAGUCCAAGCGAAAGAUGACACCUGAGCAGUUUGCAGCCCACACGGAACUGGUGCUGGCGCGAGCACGACUGCACAGGGCAAAUCUGAAAUCUAUCAAUCUGAGGUUCCGAGCGGCUCUCACGAGAAACGGACUCGAGACGGUAUCAAUGGACACCAUGGAUCCAGUCUUUCCUAAACAAUAUGUUUUCGCCAACGUAUUCAUCGCAUCGCAAUACACAGGCCACUGGACAAUCAUGCUGAUCCUCAAUCUCAUCUUGAAGGAAAAUGAAAAGGAAAUUGCGCCCGAGAAGAACUCGCUAUAUCUGAUGGAAAACCGAGAGAUGUGCCGGGAAAUCUGUCGGACCACGCCUUUCAUGUUGACCUCGUCCUUCCUCGGGCCUUUCUUUGUCAUUUUCGCCUUGAGACUGUGCUUGAUGGUGUUUGAGCCAGGGCAAGAGAGAGCUUGGGUGGUCCGCAAACUGACCCAGAUUGGUGACACACAUAUGAAGAUGGCUGCGGACAUACCGACCUUCGAACCUGAAGACAGCUUGCAGGAGCCAGAUACUCGAUAUGCAGACGCAGCAAUACUGCCGGAACCUGCUUGA